AAUACCGAUUUGUUCGAGAACCGGGACAUUCGAAAACUGAGGCUCCACUGUAUAUAGGCAGGUAAUAAACAUCUCCAGAGGUGGUUUACGAAAUGCGAGCAGACUGAGAAAGACAGCAGUGAGCAAAUAAUGAAAUGCUGGCAGAAAUCAACUGCCAUAAUUUUUUUCCCCCUCUUCACUAAAAUGAGCAAAAAUAUAAAUAAGAGAUGGCUUUUGUCUGGGACUUUUGACAUCCUGUAACAGUUGAGAGUAGCUGGAGGAACGAGCGAUGCUCGUUAACUCUGACCCAAAUCAUACGAGGCAGUGGAAGCUGCUAAAACACAGAGAACACGGUGGAGUGCGGGUGACCUAGAUAGAAUUGGUUUUGAAGAAAAAAAAAAAGCAGCUGUACAUCACAUUAAAUCACUUUCAUCAAAUACAAUAAGGUAUGUCUGCUCUCUCUCACUAGUAAUGGCUUUCUGAUAAGAUUAUUUUUUGUGACAAGAAAAAUACUUCUCUUAUCAUUCCACAACCUCGUCUGAGAACCAUUUUUGCCUUGACCUGACAAACAUUAUCUGUCUUUGAGCGCGCAUGAGAGGAGGCACAUGGUCGAGACGCAUGAGGAGAACUGGUGCUGAUGAGGCAACGGCAACCAACGAGCUGUUGAAGGAAAUAAGAGGAGAAGAAAGGAUGGCAAGCAGGCAGCGUCGUGUCUCCAUUUGUGCAGUCGUGGUUGAGUGAGGCUGUGUGAUCACAUCUUAUGUUCUCUCUGAGGGAAUAAUAGCCACUCCUGACCUACUGUGAAGAACUUUCUUUGAUUCAAUCAAUGCCGCCGCCUCCCUCGGGAGGAAUUAUUCGCCAGCAAUAGGUGAACAUUCAGAAAAGAGCACCGGUCGACCAUGUGAUACUUGACCUUCACGGAGGCUUACUCCAGAGGACGUCAAACCAGAUCUGAAGCUUUUCUCAAGAGGAUCAACAAGCUCAUCAAGCUCUUCAUGUGUUGUUUGCUAAUACGCACAAAUGGCAAAGUGAAGAGGGCUAUUUAUCAAGGCUGGAUCUUCAUUCGCAGAGGAGUACCAGGCAUGAGUAUGAGACUGAUUAUUCCGACUGCGACGAGCCCGUAAGUAAGGUGGUAAGUUGGGGAAUUGAGUCUGGGAGUUGGAUGAACUAGUGUGGCCGCGAACCCCAUGGUGGACUUGCUGUGAGACGGACAAAGGACUCAGCAGUGGAGGAUGUCAGCAGAGGCCGAGCUCCAGCCGGGUGUCAAAAGCAUCCAGAGAAAGGAGUCGAGGAGGAUCAAAGGUCAGGACCGCACCGAGGCGGGGCUUAUUAAGCGUUUCCGCGGAGAUGGCGUGCGCUACAAGGCCAAGCUGAUUGGGAUUGAUGAGGUGACAGCAGCACGUGGAGACAAGCUGUGCCAGGAUUCCAUGAUGAAGCUCAAGGGCUUAGCGUCCACGGCUCGUUCCAAAGGGGAGCACAAGCAGAGAAUCUACUUGACUGUCUCUUUUGGAGGGAUCAAGAUUUACUGUGAACGAUCAGGAGUACUCCAGCAUCAGCAUUCAGUCCAUGAAAUUAGUUACAUUGCAAAGGACACCAGGGACCACAGGGCCUUUGGCUAUGUUUGUGGAAAGGAGGGCCACCACAGGUUUGUCGCCAUCAAGACCGCACAGUCAGCGGAGCCUCUUAUCAUUGACCUGCGUGACCUCUUUACACUCAUCUAUGACAUUAAGCAGCGGGAGGAGAUGGAGAAAAAGGCCCAGAAGGACAAACACUGUGAACAGGCCGUCUACCAGACCAUCUUGGAGGACGAAGCAGACGAUCCAGUUUACCAGUACAUAGUGUUUGAGGCUGGACACGAACCCCUCCGUGGCCCCCAGUCAGAGGAGAGCGUUUAUCAGGUCCCAACCAGUCAGCAGAAGGAAGGGAUCUAUGAUGUCCCCAAACGCCAUUUCAUGACUAAUAUCAACCACUUUGAUCUUUUCGGCGACAUGUCAACUCCUCCUUCGAUGCCUCCUUCACCUGCCAACACACUUGACCCAAGCAGGAGCGGCCGCCAGCAGCAGCAGCAGCCGCACAAUCCGUCCGAGAUGUACGCCCCCUUCAGCCCCACCUCUGUGCCAUCCGGUUAUAUGACCAUGGGCCCCGUGCAGGCUUCCCAGUGGGCCCAGCAGCCGUUUCCUGGCCAGGCUCAGACUCUAGCCUUCCCCGUGCAGGGGCCCCUGCAGGUGGCCCAAGUCCUGCCCGGUGGUCAGCCCCUCAUCUGGAGCCAGGCCAACAUUUUCCGAGCCACCCAGCAGCAAUGGGCGGCCAUGGCGGCGUACAUGCCGGCCCAGACUGUGGGCGUGGGGGGCCAUGCCAUCCCAGCCGCCAUGCUCCAAGGCUUGGUUCCUAUUACAACCAUGUGCCCCCAAGCCUGCGACCUGUCCGCUCCCUCCUCGGCCAUCACCAGCCCGCAGCACACGGCCGACCCGGCUAUGCUUCAGAGGCAGCUAAGCCUGGGAAGAGACGGCGGCCUGGGCGUGGACUUGGACGCAGGGGAGGGCCCGUCCACAUCAGGGGUGGGGCCCGGUGGGGUGUCCGUGAGUAGGUGUGCGACGCCGAGCCUUGUAGGCGUAACCGACGCCCUGGUCUGCACGCAGCUGCUGUCGCCCCCUGCUGCGGCCGCACUGGAAGAUGAAGGCAGUGACCUUGAUCUGUCCCGGAUGACCUUGAGUCCCGGAACAUCCACAUCGCCAUCUACCGAAUCGCCAUCCACUCCAGCUCCUCAACAGACAUCAGAGUGCCCCCCUAGCCAAGUGAACACCAUCCCUACAGACUCUGACCGUGCCGAGGAGGAACAAUUGGACUCUGCUGUCACAAGGCCAACCUCUCCAUUGCCCAAGGAAGCCAGUGAUCCAUCUGAGGAUCAGGCGUAUCCACAGGAAGACAGCUAGAGAACAUAAGAGUGGGUAUUUCAUCAUUCUUGAUUUAUCUCCCAAACGCUUCCCUUUGUGUCCUUUGUAUCCUGCUCUUUUCAUCUCCCUGUAAUUAGUCUCUCGCUUACUUUGUUAGCCAUGAUUCAACAGUCUUCUUUUUCUUUCUUUUGACUCUUUUGCUAUUCAUUUGGACCUUACUAGUCCAUAAUGUAUUUUCUCCCUUUCAUUUUACAAAGAAAGUCACAAUGUCGCUCUCUAACGGUCAUAUUUGUAAUGACACCUAGUGUUAAGACUUCCUCUGUUCUCUAGGAAAUGAGGCUGUGAAGGUCAAAAGACAAGCUUGAAAGCGUAAAAAUGAUAUGGGUGGCUAUGAACAUUUCAAAUGGAUUACAAAAACUUGACUUUUUUUAAGCCUAGUUGUCAAACUAGCUGGCCACAUCAAGAACUUUUUGCGAGCAGACUGUGGCGAUAUCAUCCAAUCAACCUUUCAGCCAGCAAGUGACCUUUCAUCUUGCCCCGAAAGUGCAGCGGGAGGUGACUGUGAGGACGACUUAAACAGCUGUGAUGAUGUUGCUCACUAAUUAAUAUUUUUUUCAAGAGGAGCAGCAUCCUUAAUGUUUGACCUUUAAUCUGUGGACCGGCGUGCACCAGCAAAGACUGUGAGAAGAUGGAUGAUGUUUUCAUGGUGUCACCAUGUCAAGUCCAUUCAUACAUUUGCAUGAGCAAACUUCAUGUGGAUUUAGCGGGCUCAGCUGUGGUAAAAAAACGGGGGUGUUUACAACUUUAUUUUAGGUCUGAAACACAUCAACACUUUGUGUUAUUUUAUUAGUCAGACAGUUGUUAGAUGGCAUACAGCUCUUGACAGGUGACAACAAAUCAGCAAAAAAAAAAAACAUUAAGCAUUAAUCUACAAAUCAAUUUGCCAAACUUUUUAUUAUUAAGAAGAAAAAAAAUCGUCCCAGCCUCUGUGCCAUAAAAUAGCGCUCUUGGAUGCACCUCAGCCUUUGACAUCUGGGUGUUUGUUUUUGCUUUUAUGCUGCCAUCUUUCUUUUUUCUGGAAAUGUCUUUGUUUAUGUUUGCUUGGUAAAAUAUGAACUGUGAAUCUGUGUUACAUGCUCGAACAAACCGAGGCUUGCUGUACCUGUUUUGAAGGGUGUGGAAAAUGGCAUAAGUCUACAGGACCCUUCUUUAAAAUGUCACAGGCCCUUUUUUCUGGUAAAUAGAUGACUGAUUCCUUCACAUCUCUUUGUUGUUUUCAUCUUCUGCUUUUUGGAAAUAUGUCCAACCCACUGGAUGAAACCGCUGACAGAUUUUUUUAUUCAUAUAAAUCAAUAGAAGUAUCACUACAAACUGCUAGAGUUACAAUUUAAAACUGCACCCCUUGCUUGUGUAAUAAUUUAGAAAACAUGAAAUAGUUCAAAAAUAUUUUGUAAAUUUUAUUUAUGGAUUUAAGAAAUAUGAAAAAGAGAGGGGAGUAAAGGGACUUUUGUACGAAUAUUAUCCCAUACACUGUACCUGUGCCACUGUUAAGUCACAAAUAAAAUAUAAUGUGAUUGCCAA
Syngnathus acus (greater pipefish) is the source of this 4454-nucleotide messenger RNA. RefSeq names its product DAB adaptor protein 1b (gene dab1b). The coding region runs from base 1212 to 2912 and encodes 566 amino acids. The transcript is spliced from 14 exons. NCBI's taxonomy places the organism in Eukaryota, Metazoa, Chordata, Actinopteri, Syngnathiformes, Syngnathidae. Gene Ontology annotation, biological process: ventral spinal cord development; lateral motor column neuron migration. The record is from RefSeq and is a predicted model, not a curated record.